Molecule: messenger RNA, 1800 nt
Organism: Gadus morhua (Atlantic cod)
Lineage: Eukaryota; Metazoa; Chordata; Actinopteri; Gadiformes; Gadidae
Product: mannose-P-dolichol utilization defect 1 protein
Exons: 8
Coding region: 474-1376 (300 amino acids)
Biological process (GO): oligosaccharide biosynthetic process
Source: RefSeq, a predicted model, not a curated record
AGCCUUCAGUCGGUCUUAUUAAACGAUUUUACAGAUUUGUAGAUAUGUUGCGAGUGUAAACGUUUUUAAGAUGUUGACUUUUGACAGUCAUCUGUAGACCAAAACAGAGUUAAGUUGUAAUAAAAUAAUGAGCACGAAUUGAAUUGACGCAGCUCGUUCCGCUUUAAAGGCCGUGUUGCAGGGUUUAUUUUUCAACGAAUUUGUGCAAUUUGCUUGUUGGAAUCUACAAAAAGAAGCAAAGCUUGAACUAAAUCUGGAACACACCCUGAAAUAGAUUUUAAAUAUAUUUGUGUGUGCGUGUGUUUGUGUCUGUACACGCGCGUGCGUGUUUAUUAGCAUGCAUGUGAGUUUCAGCGCGUUCAUGUGGUUGUUGUGGGAGGAGAGUUGAGUGGGGGUUCCAGAAGAAUGUUACUUUGUAACGUAAAACACCAUUUUACGAUAAUCCAGAAUUCGAUUGGUGAAGUUGAGCUACCAUGACCACGUCGGAGGGGCUGGACGCCACUUCUCCCGUGAAAGAGUUUAUACUUCUUUAUUUGAUGCCAGAAAAAUGUUUCGAGUACUUUUUCACCAACUUAAACUUCCUGCACGUGCCAUGUCUCAAGAUUGUUCUGAGCAAAACCGUAGGACUGUGGAUCGUCCUGGGCACAGUGCUAGCACAACUACCUCAGCUGCUGAGACUAACGAGGAGGGGUAGCGCAGACGGUGUGAGCCUCGGUUCGGCCUUGCUACACCUGUACUCAAUCUUAGGCCCUCUGGUCUACUGCCUAGCCAGGGACUUCCCCCUCAGUGCCUGGAGUGAUAAGCUGUUCAUAGCGGUUCAAGCUGCUUCAGUCUGCUUUCUACUUCUGCAUUACAGAGGAAGAACCAUACAAGGAAUGCUUCUCGUGCUGGUCUACGGUGCUGUGGUCGUCCUCCUGGGAUUGUACGGAACAACAUUGCUUGCCACGACACUACAGAGCUCUAGUAUCCUAGCUUUGAUUGCUAGCAAGGCUGUCCAGGCUGGCACCAACUUCUCCAGCGGUCAGACAGGAGAGCUGUCCCGUGUGUCCGUAUUGCUGGUAUGGGCGGGCUCCCUGGCUCUCAUCUUCGUCUCUGUGCAGGAGAAGGGCACCAUUCUGGCUCUUCUGGCCCACAUACUCUCUGCGUGUCUCAGCACUGUGCUACUGGCCCAGGUCCUUCGAUGCGGUCAGAGAAUCAGCACCAGGAGCAAAGCCAAGAGAGAACACCCAGCCUCGGUGGAAGACCAAGACAGUGUUGUUGGGAGUAUUCAGAUGUUGGGUUCAGCCUCUGAUGUUGUGCUCUCUGGGUUUCUGACGGUCAGCAGUGCUGUUUGUACAAAUGAGUGUACCGUGUUAGUAGUAAUGAGGUUAGUUUAGGAAUGAGAUGUAAUAUGUCCAUUUGGUUUAAGUUUUAGCAGGCCUUGAUUACACAGAGGAUGUACUUGCAGCUAUGUCACUCCAACAUGUUUGAACUAGAUAUUUGAUAUAGUAAUUUAUCUCUUUCCACUUUCAACCAGUAAUACCACUACCUUUGAAUCAAUUAUAUUUGAAUGUGGAUGUUUUACAUAUAUUAUAUUAUAGAUGUAUUGCUUAGGUUAAAAUGAUCUUCACAAAGGAGAAGCUAUUGUUACAUAUGGAGUAUUCAUUGGCAUGUGGGAAAUUCAAUGUAUGGUCUGGUAUUAUUUAAAUACUAUUUGACAUGUUAUGUACAGGUUGUUUUCAGUAUUGUAUAUCGGAAAAAUCAAAUUAAACAAUACCUUCAUUGCUAUAAGUAUAAAAAUAUAAAAAAACAUUUAAACCA